AUGAUCCUAAGGUCCAUAUACGGAGGCAUGCAUAUAGUAGCCAAAGGUGCCUUUGAUGAAGGGAUGAGCACAUCUGUCUUCGUUUUCUACAGGCAUGCAACUGCUAUUCUGUUCAUGGUGCCAGUUGCUUUUGUGCUUGAAAUCCGCAGGAAAACUGCUCCAGCACUGUCAUACAAAGUCUCUCUGAAACUAUUUGUGCAUGCAUUCUUCGGGAUUUCUGGUUCUAUAAACGUAUACAGCAUUGGCCUCAGUUAUGCUUCAGCAACAUCCUCAUCUGCAAUAUCAAACGUUCUGCCAGUAGUAGCUUUCUUUUUUGCGGUUCUUUUGAGGAUUGAGUCUUUGAAUGUGAAGAGAUUCCAAGGAAUUGCAAAACUUACUGGUAUAGUGCUUUGCCUUGCUGGCGUCAUUGAACUUGCAUUUUACCAGGGGCCUGAACUGAAAUCUUUCAACCACCACCGUCUUCUUCACCACAUAAGUAACUCCCAUGCUGAAGUUACUGCUCCUACAGUAAGAAGUUGGUUAUUAGGAAUUUUCCUAAUGACAUUAGGCACUGUAUUUUGGGCUCUUUGGACAGUACUACAGGGGCCUAUGUUGGACGCUUAUCCAUCCAAGCUUCUCAACACAACUCUCCAGAUGGUUUUUGCAGCUACACAGAGCUUCUUCAUUGCCCUUGCGGUCGAGAGAGAUUUUUCACGGUGGAAGCUAAAGCUGGAUAUAAGUCUUAUUGCCGUGCUUUACUCUGGCAUACUUGUUUCAGGAAUUGGAUAUUACAUGCAAGUAUGGGUGAUUGAUAAGAGUGGACCGGUUUUCUUGGCCAUGACAAUGCCGAUAACUCUGCUUGUCACAAUAGUUCUGUCUUCAUUUCUUGGCGAAGCAGUUACCCUGGGAAGUGUCUUAGGUGGAAUCAUCAUGGUUGGAGGUCUCUAUUGUGUUCUUUGGGCAAAGAGAACUGAGCAAGUAGUAGAUGUCAUCAAGGAAGAAACAGCUGCUCCAGUCCAAGCAACACAAGUUUAA
This is a messenger RNA of Sorghum bicolor (sorghum), 1014 nucleotides long. RefSeq names its product WAT1-related protein At5g64700. Gene Ontology annotation, cellular component: plasma membrane. The transcript has 7 exons. The record is from RefSeq and is a predicted model, not a curated record. Gene Ontology annotation, molecular function: transmembrane transporter activity. NCBI's taxonomy places the organism in Eukaryota, Viridiplantae, Streptophyta, Magnoliopsida, Poales, Poaceae. The coding region runs from base 1 to 1014 and encodes 337 amino acids.